Prorocentrum cordatum is the source of this 527-nucleotide messenger RNA. The record is from the annotation of a GenBank genome assembly. NCBI's taxonomy places the organism in Eukaryota, Dinophyceae, Prorocentrales, Prorocentraceae.
GGAGCCGCUCGGCGUGCGGAGCUGCUGCGAGAUCGGCACCGGGGCGCGCCGCAAGGAGAUGGUUUCUGGUGCCGAUGGAGCUGCAUCCGACCUCGUUGCGCUGAUGGCCAGCCCUUGCCGAUCUCGCAUGGUGGCAACGCCGCAGCGGUCACGAGUGACGCCCUCGUACGUAAUCCGCACAUCAGGAGCCCCCGUGCAGACGGUCCCCAUGGCACCGCCGGUCGCCACCGUGGUGGCUCGACCCCGCUGGCCUUCGGGCAUUGCCACCACAGGUGUGUGGGCAGCCCCCGCAGAAGCACUACGCCAACACCCGUGCGGCAGCGUGUGAGUUCCGGCUCGCCGUCAAGGCGAUUUACGAACAGCACCGUCGCGCCUCCGUCUUCGAGGAUAUCUUUGACACCGGGGUCGCCUCUGUCUUCGAGGGCGUCCUUACCACCGAGGACCUUCCCCAUCCUCGUCCCUCAUCUGGGUAGUCGAAGGCCAGACUGUCAGACUGGAUUGGGCCCCAAGGGCCAAUCUGGCCUGGC